Molecule: messenger RNA, 3392 nt
Organism: Bufo bufo (common toad)
Lineage: Eukaryota; Metazoa; Chordata; Amphibia; Anura; Bufonidae
Gene: KCNQ3
Product: potassium voltage-gated channel subfamily Q member 3
Exons: 15
Coding region: 643-3171 (842 amino acids)
Biological process (GO): transmembrane transport; potassium ion transport
Cellular component (GO): membrane
Molecular function (GO): voltage-gated potassium channel activity
Source: RefSeq, a predicted model, not a curated record
UGCAAUUCAUCAAUGAAUGAGUGACAGCCAGAGCAGGAUGCAUGAUCUCCUCAGCUGGUCCUUGUCUUUCAUGCAUUGCCUGUAGGGAAGCCAUCGCUUCUCCUUAUUCUGCAAGGAAAAUCAGGAUUCGAGCCCUUGGAUCACCAGGAACCGAGCAGCAGUAGGAGGCAUCUAGCUUGCAAGGCAGCAGACAUGAGAUGGAGCUGCACGAUUAUCAUGCACAGCAGGGUCUGACCAUCUGACUGCCAGCUCUGGUUAGACCCAAACCUCAAGGCACAUAUCAUGUGAGCAAAUACAACAAUGUGCCAACAAUUCGGUGUCUGGGAAGUGAUUUUUGAGGCUGCUGGAAACGUACAAUGGGCCACUCCCUGACUUGAGAUUGGGGACCUGUCUGAAGAUAGCAGAGCAGUAGGCUGGUCAGUGCUGGCAUGAAGAUGGUCUGCUGGUUCUGGAACUAGAUGACAUAGUGGUGGCCACAUUUUGUAUGUGAGUGGACGUACGGUGAUGGUGAUACCCAUCUGUGAUCUCAUUCAGGUCGACCUGCUGGAGAUGUAACCCUUGCUUCUCAUCAGAUCAUGGCAUUGGGUCUCCCUGGCCUCCCCUCCAGCAGCUCACCCUACAGGACCAGUAGGAUCAGUCAAGAUGGGGCUGAAGAGCAAACACUCAGAGGGUCCACCUAGAGAUGACAAGGGUGAGAAGAAAGGGGAUCUGGAACCCAGCUGUCUAGGGACCGGACUGGAUAAAGAUGGGACCUUGCUGCUGGUGGGAGCAGGGAAGGAGGACGUGAAGCGUAACCCACAGGGAAUUGGGCUUUUGGUUAAAACACCUCUGAACUGUACCCGACCGGUCAAGAGGAACAACGCUAAGUACAGGAGGGUGCAAACUUUAAUUUAUGAUGCUCUGGAGAGACCAAGAGGGUGGGCUCUGCUCUAUCAUGCCUUUGUGUUCCUUAUUGUCCUCGGCUGUCUGGUGUUAGCGAUCCUUACAACGUUCAAAGAAUAUGAAGAUAUUUCAGGAGACUGGCUCCUUCUUAUAGAACGAUUCGCCCUUGUCAUCUUCGGAGCAGAAUUUGCACUAAGGAUUUGGGCCGCCAGUUGCUGCUGUCGCUAUAAAGGCUGGAGGGGACGGCUGAAGUUUGCCAGAAAACCUCUCUGUAUGCUGGAUAUCUUCGUCCUGGUCGCCUCUAUUCCUGUGGUAGCUGUUGGGAAAAAUCAGGGAAAUGUGUUGGCCACAUCUCUUCGGAGUUUGCGUUUCCUACAGAUUCUGCGGAUGCUGCGAAUGGACAGGAGAGGGGGGACAUGGAAGCUCCUGGGGUCUGCCAUCUGUUCACACAGUAAGGAGCUCAUCACUGCCUGGUACAUUGGGUUCCUGACGCUGAUUCUCUCAUCAUUCCUUGUCUACUUGGUGGAAAAAGACGACCACGAGCUAAACGAGAAGGGGGAGAAGAUAGAAGAUUUUGAGACGUACGCUGACGCCCUCUGGUGGGGACUGAUCACCCUUGCAACCAUUGGCUACGGAGACAAGACCCCGAAGACCUGGGAAGGACGCCUAAUUGCAGCCACGUUCUCCUUGAUUGGUGUCUCAUUUUUUGCACUUCCUGCUGGGAUCCUCGGAUCUGGACUCGCUCUUAAGGUUCAGGAACAACAUCGACAGAAACAUUUUGAAAAGAGAAGGAAACCGGCAGCAGAGCUCAUCCAGAGCGCGUGGAGAUUUUAUGCCACUAACCUGAGCAGAAUUGACCUGACCGCCACCUGGAAGUACUAUGAGUCAAUUGUGCAGUUUCCAUAUUUCAGGAAAGAACCAUUGGAUGGCGCCCCUAGUCAAAGGUGGAGCCUGCUGGAUCGAGUACGGUUGUCCAACCCACGCGGAAGCAGCCCAAAAGCAAAAACAUUUUCCCCAUUGAACCUCGAUGGUGUAGAAGAGAGUCCCUCAAAAGAGCCCAAAAACAUUGCCCUGAGUAAUAAGGAGCGAUUCCGCACCGCAUUGAGGAUGAAAGCUUACGCAUUUUGGCAAAGCUCAGAAGAUGCUGGAACAGCUGGAGAUCCAAUGGCUGAAGCUGGUUAUAGUAAUGAGUUCCUGGUAGAAGAUUUAAUCCCUACGAUAAAAGUGGCUAUCCAUGCUUCUAGAAUACUACAAUUCCUUUUACGUAAAAAAAAAUUUAAGGAGACGCUGAGGCCUUAUGAUGUCAAAGACGUUAUAGAGCAAUAUUCUGCAGGCCAUUUGGACAUGCUGGCCAGGAUUAAAUAUCUCCAGUCAAGAAUAGACAUGGUCUUUGCUCCAGGUCCUCUUUCUACACCCAAACAUAAGAAGUCCCAGAAAGGAAUGGGUGGUCCAGGAGGAUACGGCUAUCCAUCCCAACAGUCUCCAAGGCAUGAUUCCUAUGGGUCCAAAGCUUCAGAUUUUGAAGACCAAAGCAUGAUGGGAAAAUUUGUGAAAGUAGAAAGACAGGUCCAGGAUAUGGAAAAGAAAUUAGACUUUUUGGUUGAUAUGCAUAUGCAGCAUAUGGACCAGCUACAGGUCCAGGUAACAGAGUACUACCCACUUAGAGAGUCCCAAGUAGAAGAAGAGGGAGAAGAGAGCAGAUAUUCCGAACUUGGUAGGGUUGUUUAUAACUAUACAGAAUCCUGCACCCAUGCAAAUCCCUACAACAUGCAUCAAGUUUCUUUUAAUAAAUUGGAUCAGUAUGGGUUCUUCGAGAACUACCCUGUGGAAUUUACCGCACCCAUGCCUUUUAAUGGUGACCACUGUUCCAGAAGGAGCAUGACCUCCUCGCCCAAUUAUACAGAAAGGCCAACAGAUUUACCUAUUCAGACUUUGAUAGACACUCGGGUCGACUAUCGUCAUGAAAGAGACAUCUCAAGCCCGUAUGCUGAGAGGGUCUCCCCUAUACAUAGAAGAAGUUUUACAAGAGAUAGCGACACUCCCCUGUCUCUUCUCUCGGUCAACCACGAUGAACUUCAGAGGUCUCCUAGUGGUUUCAGUAUUUCCCAAGAAAAAGAAGACUUUAAUUUUGGCCCCAAUGGCUCCACGUGGAUGAGAGAUAAACGUUACUUAGCGGAAGGUGAAACGGAUACAGAUACGGACCCGUUCACACCUAGUGGCCCCAUGACCUUGUCGUCAACGGGAGACGGUUUUUCAGAUUCGGCAUGGACACCUUCGAAACCUGUAUAAAUCCACGUGGCCCGGGAGGACACUGACCUUUUUCGUACAAUGUACUACAUCUUUGUAUAAGUCACUAUACACUUUUUAAAGCUGAAUCGUUGAGAAGAGGAAGAACACCAUCAAUGGCUAAAUAUGAUGCAUGUUUAACUUUGUAGCCAUGGCAUCAUCUCACAUAAAAUUCUAUCACUUUUCUUUUGUUUCUCUUCACGACAAAUGAGACAGCCUUUAGA